AUGAGUCGGAAAGGGAAAAGCCAUGUUACAUCAGGGAAUGAGAAGGCAGCUACGGAUAACGGGGCGGUGGAUUUGGGUGUAGAAGCCCCCGAAAAAUCCGAUGUCUCGGGGAAUAAAGAAGCAGUAUCACAUAGCAGGCAGUGGAAACGGGAGUAUAUGUCGUUACAAUCGAGAGGAAUGCCAAAUGAAAAUAAUGUCCUCUGUUAUCGCAAUAGCGCCUUUAUAUCGCUGCUGCAUUCCCCCGUGUUCGUGAAUUGGCUACGGGCCCACCGAUGCAUCUCUGGCAAUGAAGCUAAUCCGGAUUGCCUAGCUUUCAGUUGGGAUAUGUAUUCCAAGCUGUACUGGUCGAACACUAUACAGGCGGAUACUCUAAAUUCGCGCAGCUUAGCAGCCGAGCGAGAAGAACACGGAAAUAAGAAAGAGAAAGAGUACUUCGAACAGAUGUUUUGGACCUUGCUGUUACUUACUCGAACAUGCCUGGGCUGUACGGCACCAAAAUGUGACUCGGAGACUCGGACGUCGAACAUACUGUAUGCCAUUCCACCACCAUUAAUGACGCAAACCAGAAGAAUCGAAGAGGGAAUCGCCACAUACCUAGAAAACGAGGCCUUGUUGGAUAGGGUCUGUACAACAUGCCACAUCGCCCUAUCUCCUGCCGACAAAGCCCGUAUUAGGAGGGCACCAGAAAUUCUCUUUGUACAAGUUGAUCGACUCAAGGUAAUAAAUAACAAAUCUAUGAAAGUUUUUACCAACCUGACGUUCGAAGAAGAGCUAGAUCUCACAAGUCAUUAUGAUAACACCGGCGAUAAUACCGGGGAAGGACUUCGAUAUCAGCUCGUUUCAGUUAUAUUCCAUUUGGGUCUGGCUGUUGAAGAAGGCCACUACAUCACCUUUGCGAAACAGCCCAAUGGAGAAUGGUCUAAGAUUGAUGACGAAAAGGUGACAGAAAUCCAAUUCAACGAUAUCGCAGAUGGCUCUCAUGGAUGGAAUGAGACUCCAUAUGUAUUUUUUUACUCCAAGAUAUAUUCAGAGCCACAAGCAUCAGACACUGAGAAAGCCAGUCAACUACACGCCAGCAAAACUUCUCCAGGAGUAACGCAAGAAGGCGAAGAUGACCAUUCAGCACUAGCAUCUCGUUUUUAUGAUUUCUUUUCCCAAACGCCCUCUGAAAAAGCCGGUGUUUUCUACACCUAG
This is a messenger RNA of Paracoccidioides lutzii Pb01, 1194 nucleotides long. RefSeq lists its product as hypothetical. Gene Ontology annotation, cellular component: cytosol; nucleus. Gene Ontology annotation, molecular function: cysteine-type deubiquitinase activity; cysteine-type endopeptidase activity. The transcript has 4 exons. Gene Ontology annotation, biological process: protein deubiquitination. The record is from RefSeq and is a predicted model, not a curated record. Bases 1 to 1194 code for a protein of 397 amino acids.